This is a messenger RNA of Anthostomella pinea, 927 nucleotides long. The record is from the annotation of a GenBank genome assembly. NCBI's taxonomy places the organism in Eukaryota, Fungi, Ascomycota, Sordariomycetes, Xylariales, Xylariaceae.
AUGCUUCCCCCCUUUCUCACAGACCUCUCACCUUCCGACCUCUGGGCCGCCAUCAUGCACAAAAUGGGCAUCCUCACCAACGCGCUCUUGGCGCUCACCGCCGCAACUGCGUCGCUAACAACAGCCCUGACGACGCCGUCGCCGUACGUCGGCCCCGAGAACGGCACCCUCGUCGUAGUCGGCGGCGGCAUCCUCAGCGACUCCAUCUACCAGCGCGUGAUCGACUUAGCAGGCGGGCCCUCGGCGCCCCUCGUCGUGAUCCCGACCGCCGACGGCGCCGAGUCCUACGACGACGACGCAGCAGGCGCAGGGACGUUCCGCCGACUGGGCGCGACGGACGUGACGGUGCUGCACACGUACGACCGAUCCGUCGCCAAUACCGAAGCCUUCGUGGCCCCCCUCCUGCGCGCCAAGGGCGUCUGGUUCGGCGGCGGGCGGCAAUGGCGGCUCGUCGACGCGUACGCGGGCACCCUUACAGAAGCGGCUUUCUGGGACGUGCUGGAGGCGCGCGGCGGCGGCGUGAUCGGCGGGUCGAGCGCGGGCGCGUCGAUCCAGGGCAGUUUUCUCGCGCGCGGCGACACGGCCAGCAAUCAAAUUCUAGUCGGCGACCAUACCGUCGGGUUCGGGUUCAUGCGCGACACGGCCAUCGACCAGCACGUGCUGGUGCGCAACCGCAUGUUCGACAUGUUCGACAUUUUGAAGGUCAGGCCCGAGCUGUUCGGUUUUGGAUGUGAUGAGAACACGGCUUUUGUGGUGGCGCGGAACGAUGCCGAGGUUAUGGGGGCUACGUACUGUGUUAUUUAUGAUGGUGGGUUCUGGUCGCGCGAGGGUAGUGAUAUGAAAAAUCUGCCGAAUCCGUCGUCGGUCUUUUUUCUACUGAGGGAGGGCGAUCGGUAUGACCUUGGGGCGCGGAAGGUGGUUGAAUAG